Molecule: messenger RNA, 4798 nt
Organism: Cheilinus undulatus (humphead wrasse)
Lineage: Eukaryota; Metazoa; Chordata; Actinopteri; Labriformes; Labridae
Gene: lix1l
Product: limb and CNS expressed 1 like
Exons: 6
Coding region: 248-1312 (354 amino acids)
Biological process (GO): autophagosome maturation
Cellular component (GO): cytoplasm
Source: RefSeq, a predicted model, not a curated record
CUAAAAUACGAGUCGUAAUGAAAGGCAUCACUUGACUGACAAUCCCGCAGCCUAAUCCAGAGAGUGGGGAUGCAUAGCAGCAGUGAUAUGUGUCGAAUCAACAUCGGAUAACUACUUCUUAAAGCUCUGAUUGACAAAAGCCUGCUAAUACUUUGUCCAUUCAGCUCCCGAAGACCGUUUUUGAACCUGAAGUCGUCGGCUUUUAGUCUCAUCCGGACCGGGACUUUACAGACGUUACGUUGGGACAAUGGAAUCUAACGUUCACAGUAUCCGCCCUCAGAGACUACAGCCGGGGAUUGGAUUCAGCUCAGGACCGACCGGGACCCUCCGCUCCUCUCUCCGGCCCGGGGUAACCGUCCCCAUCGCACCGCUCCUUCCCUCCCCAGCGUCGCUAGCCGCUUCGUCCGGGCCUCCUCCUCCACCGCCUCCGCUGCAGCUCCACAGUCUGUACGGAGGGGUGGGAGCCGGGCUUGGGCCGGGGGCUGCUGGCCACUGUAACCCUGGGAACCCGGCGGUGCUGAAGGAGGCGGUGGAGGCUGUGGUCCGUAGCUUCGCCAAGCACACACAAGGUUAUGGCAGAGUAAAUGUGGUGGAGGCUUUACAGGAGUUUUGGCAGAUGAAGCUGACCAGAGGGGCUGACUUGAGGAACGGAGCUCUUGUUGUUUAUGAAAUGGUCCCAUCCAACAGCCCUCCUUACGUUUGUUAUGUUAGUCUUCCUGGAGGAAGCUGCUUUGGAAGUUUCCAGUUCUGUCCCACCAAAGCAGAGGCCAGACGCAGCGCUGCCAAGAUUGCCCUAAUGAACUCUGUUUUCAAUGAACAUCCCUCCCGCCGCAUCACAGACGAAUUCAUCGAGAAGAGUGUUAGUGAGGCGCUUGCCUCCUUCAAUGGUAACAGAGAAGAGGCUGAUAAUCCCAACACAGGAAUAGGAGCCUUUCGCUUCAUGCUUGAGUCCAACAAAGGGAAAUCCAUGCUGGAGUUUCAGGAGCUGAUGACCGUGUUCCAGCUGCUGCAUUGGAAUGGGAGUCUGAAAGCCAUGAGAGAACGACAGUGUUCCCGACAGGAAGUGCUGGCUCACUAUUCCCACCGGGCUCUGGACGAUGACAUGCGUACACAGAUGGCUGCCGACUGGGUGAACCGAGAGCAGGGCAUAGCAGGUACUAUUGCGCAGGAGGUGGCAUCAACAGAGAGAGAACUGGAGGACGCCAGGCUGGCGGGCAGAGAACUGCGUUUUUACAAAGAGAAGAAAGACAUCCUGAUGUUAGCGAUGGGUCAGCUCAGUGCAGCCAACACAGCCACCCUGCCCUCGCACUAAAACCUACAGCAUUUCAUCAUGAAAGAACAAGACUUCAUACCCCGAAGGAUUUCUGGUAACAGUAAUGAUCACUGCAUAGAUAUAAAGGUGAUCUGCCUGAGCUUUUAGGUGAUCAGGCCUUUGCUUAUAGGAUGCUCAUCAACAAAACCAUAAAACUCAAACUUACAACACUGCUAUAGCUGUUACCUCUUCGUGCCUAGUGAUUACAGGAUAACCAUGCUUUUUACCUACAAGUGAACAUGGCUGACAUACCAGCAGACUAAGGUUUACAUUUUCUUUUUUCAAUAUUUCACACUUUAUUUACUCAAAGAAGCCUGCAGACAUAAAUCUUGCCUUUCAUCAGUGAAUGUAUGGAACGGAAAGUUCUAAACCAAACACGUUUAAUCAAAGUUUGGAUCAUUCUGAAGUUUAUACUGGCUCAUUUUAUAUUUGCUUAUAGUAUUUCAGACUUUAGAUAAUGAAAGUGUAAUAGCAAGUACCCUGCGUGUGUUAAUGUACAACUUAUUUCUAAAGCAUUGAGACAAAAACAACACAAAAAACUGUAAAAAAGAUCCCAAAUUGAUAACCAUUCCACAACAGAAUUUCCUAUUCUGCUUUUUGCAGUAUAUGGAAAUAGUAAUCUCAAAUACCACCAGCUUCUAGUAGGCAUUUAUUAGUAUUUUGGCUCAUGUCAUAUAUUAAGGGUACUUUGCAAAAUACCAACAGGUGACCAAUUGUUCUGACAGCAGCUCAGGUUAAAAAAAAAAAUCCCAUUCAAACCGUCGCUAUCCUUUAUUUUUUGUGUUUUUUCGUCUGUGAAGGCUGAUUUUAGCGUUUGUUGUGUACUCUGUGAUUGUGACACUAGCUGAAUGUAUAUUUUUCUUCAGUGUGCUUUCAACUAAAGGAUCUGCAAAGCGUUAAACGUUUAGACUGUUGAGUUACUCUUGUGAAACAGAUUGUGUUUGUUGUGUGCUUUGUCUGGCAGAAACAAGGUUAAACCACAUGGCGGUGAUUGAAGGGGAAAUGCAAAAGCCAAAAAAAUGAGUGGAGGGCUCUUUUGUUGAGAUGAUUCAUCAUGUGUGAGUCACAAUACAAAACAGUACCAGCACAAUAAUUAGUUUGUUAGCAGUGAGCUAAAAACAAUGUAGUUUUUCCGCACUUAUCACCUUUCAAAUAUCUUAAUGUUGAAUGACCUAAUUAUGUCUAUAUUGUAAAUGUGAUACCUUUAUUUUUUGCUAUCUAAAAUGUAUUGAAUACAUUAUAGGAAUUAAGUACUUUCAGCUUGUAGCCUUUCGAAGACCCCAUAUAAUAGAAGUGAGAGUUUAAUUGGUAAUACGUUUCACUGUUUGGAAGGAAUUGUGGGCACAGAGUUAUGUGAGUUAAACAGCAGGAGGUCCCGUCUCUCUGCUGAAUGAUGGAUUAUCAACAACAGCAGGAACUGAUUACCCUAAAUCUGAGGAGACAGAAAAUGGGAAACAAAGAAGCCUAGAUGGAGUAUGAUUAAAACCAGAGCCAGUUUUUAUUAUUUUAUUACUCUAUAUCUUGCCUGGGAUCAUUGUGCCUUUAUGGAAAACAGCUUCACAUGUAAAAGCUACAAAACCGUGUUCUGAGGAGGUUUAAAAAGGAGUGUUACACUCUGUUUUUUUGGUAGUUUUGUUAUGAUGUUAAAGUCUGUUAAACCAGUGGUUCCCAACCUUUUCCUUGGAGCAGCCCCUCAAGCAGAGGUCCAGUAGGAAAAAGCGGUACAUUAUUUAUCAAAAAAAUAACAAAUUAAGACUGUUUUGAUUGUUAAAAAUCCCAACAGAGCGGGCCAAGUGAACCUAGUCCUGCCUCAUGCCCCCCGAAGAUCUUUGGUGGGGGGCAGUUUGGGAACAAAUGUGUUAGAGUAUCAAGAAAAUGCUUUUUAACUGCCACAAAACCUUAAAGCUCCUGUAAAGAUUUUUAUCUGCUUUUGAAGCAAACUGAAAAUAAUAGUUAUGCCUCUUCAUGACUUACAAAAACAUACAAAACCAUCCUAAACAAUACUAUUUCUAUAUACAGUAGUUAUUUGUAAUCUUUUAAAAUGCCAUGUCAGGAAAAAUGUUUUUUUGGCAUCCUACCAAAAAGGCGUUUUCAAACAUUCCACUGUAAACAUUUCCAAUAAGAGAGAUAUUUAAGUUUUAAAAGAAUGCAGAGAGAUUAGAUGUAUGGCUUUGUCCACAGGGGGUGCCAAAAUCAACACAAAUUAAAAGUUCUUCACAGGAGCUUUAAAGGAAUAUGUUAACCUUUUUGGAAUUGUUGCUUUCCAUAGAGGAUGAUAGGAGAUUACAGAUACUACUUCUUUAUCCAUUCAGUAAAUAAAAGCCUACAUCUCAUAGAUACAUGCAAGUAGAUGCUGCUUUUUGAAAUCUGAUAUGCUUCUACACAGGUGACAUUUUAUAUUAGUUGCAGCUAUGAAUGUAAGUCUAAAUCAGCAGAUCUAUCCACAAUUAAAGCAUUUUUAAGAUGCUGAAUUGUGAUUAUUGGUUGUCAAAAUCCAGAGAUUGACAGCUUUUGUAUUAAAUAAAAACCUUUUUUCUUUGUGUUUUUUUUCCAAAAUCCGCUUACAUCCUUGAAUAAAUCAUAAAUCAUAAUUGCAUAGACUGGCUUAUUUAUGGUACAGGCCUGAGAGAGGUAUCAAUCAUGAUCCAUCCUUUCAAAAGAAAGCAAGUUUCCAAAGAUGUCUUCUCACAACAUGCAUAUGUUACAUGAUGAUAAUGAGAGAUAUACAACAUUUAACUACCUUUGAUGUACAUGUGUAACCAUUAUAUGCUGUUUGUAUGUCUGCAGCACAAAUAGAAAAAUGUUUGUCCCUGCAGCUCUCUGUUAAUUCAGUAUUGUAAAUAUAAACUUAACCCUUUACAAUAAACAACAAAGCUUAUACAAUAAACACUCUAUUCCUACAGGUUUGCAGCUUGAAUACAACCCUUUUAAUGCCAAUUUUCCUUUUUAUUCUUACCCCAUCUUAACUGCAAAUACACUUUAGAAUACAUAAGCAACUAAAGCACCCUCCAUUUUAUUGUCAGUCAAGUCAAACUCAUGCCACAGCGGAAGUUUAUUAUAAUAAACUAAACAAGUGUAUUGAAUUUGAUUUGUGAAUGAGGUCUGACAUCAUGAAUUGUGUCUUUGUAGCAUUUUUUUUUUAAGUAGGUGCUUAUGAUGUGUGUAAUUUUUGACAAAAAGCCAUUAAUUUCAGAGCUCUCUUCUUACAAUGCCUUUGACUUUCUUUGUGAUCAUUCUCAGUAGAGGCUCUCUUAAAACUUUUUUUGCUAUACAUUUUAUAAGAAAAGACCAAUAAUUGGGCUUUCAUUAUAAAGCUUUUAUGCAUGGUGUGUUUUUUUUCUGGUUUUUAUGUGUUUCAUUUUCUAUAUAGUAUUGUUUUACAAAAGUGUUUUCAAAGCCCUUGUUGUUUGUAUUUUCUAUGAGCGUUUUGUAUCCAGUGUUUAUACUUUUAGUAGAUUUAUAUGAUGUAAUAAAAUGUCUUAUAAA